Messenger RNA from Scaptodrosophila lebanonensis, 2717 nucleotides. Its product is annotated as ATP-dependent RNA helicase DDX42. The coding region runs from base 52 to 2424 and encodes 790 amino acids. The record is from RefSeq and is a predicted model, not a curated record. Lineage: Eukaryota; Metazoa; Arthropoda; Insecta; Diptera; Drosophilidae. Gene Ontology annotation, molecular function: RNA helicase activity; ATP binding; nucleic acid binding. The transcript has a single exon.
AUUUUUCCGGGCAGCGCGUAUUAUUGAUUUGUGUGUUUUGCUUAGCAGAAAAUGUCCAAUUACCGUGGUAUUGGCGGCGGGGGCUUGCCCUAUAAAGUGAAUCCGCACAAAUCCGGCAGUGGCAUUAAUAUGAAUGCAGUGCCGCCGCCCGCCGUGCUCAACAACCAGAGAGGUGGUUACCAGCGCGGUGGCGGCUCUGGAGGUGGCGCUAGCAGUGGCGUCUCAAAACACGGCUACUCGACAUUGGAGUCAAUUAGUCAGUACACGAAUUCCAGUAAUAUUCUUGGCAAACGCAAGCAGCACACGGAAGACAGCUAUUUCGACGAUGACGACGAUGCGCCGCAGCCUCCACAGGCGCCACAGCAGGCGUAUAUACCAGCACCGGGGUCGCCGGGAGCGGUGGACAGCAAGCCAGACACAGAUUCGGAUGAGGAUCCGCUGGAGCAGUUCAUGGCGGGCAUCAAACAGCAGGUGGAAAAGGAGAAGGUGCGCUCCACACAGCCAAAGGCCAGCACUGUGCCACAGGAGAAGGGCGUGCGUGGAGACAUCGAUGACGAGGACGACGAGGAGAGCUACUAUCGCUAUAUGGAGGAGAAUCCGAAUGCGGGACUGCGCGAUGAGGGCUCCGAUCAGGAAAUCGAAUACGACGAGGACGGCAAUCCGAUUGCGCCACCCAAAAAGAAGGACAUCGAUCCAUUGCCUCCCAUUUAUCACUCCGAGAUUGAAUAUGAGCCCUUCGAGCGCAAUUUCUACACACCCCAUGAGGACAUUGCGCAGCUUAGCGAGGAGCAGGUGCGGGAUUUGCGUCACACGCUCGGCGUAAAGGUGACGGGUGCUUUGCCCCCCAAGCCCGUCAGUUCGUUCGCCCACUUCGGCUUCGAUGAGCCCCUAAUGAAGGCAAUUCGUCGUGCGGAAUACUCACAGCCCACUCCGAUACAGGCACAGGCUAUACCCACUGCCUUGUCGGGUCGCGACAUCAUCGGCAUUGCAAAGACUGGUUCGGGAAAGACGGCGGCUUUUGUGUGGCCACUACUGGUGCAUCUGAUGGAUCAGCGAGAGCUGCGUCCGGGCGAUGGACCCAUUGCUCUGAUCCUGGCACCGACACGCGAACUCUCGCUGCAAAUCUACAAUGAGGCCAAGAAAUUUGGGAAGGUCUAUAACAUCAAUGUUGUUUGCUGCUAUGGCGGCGGCUCCAAGUGGGAGCAGAGCAAGGCUUUGGAGCAGGGCGCCGAAAUCGUAGUCGCGACACCCGGUCGCAUGAUCGACAUGGUCAAAAUGAAGGCAACGAAUCUGCGUCGCGUCACUUUCCUGGUGCUCGACGAGGCCGAUCGCAUGUUCCACAUGGGCUUUGAGCCGCAGGUGCGCUCCAUUUGUAAUCACGUGCGCCCAGAUCGGCAAACCCUGCUCUUCUCGGCCACCUUCAAGAAGCGCAUUGAGCGACUGGCCCGCGACGUACUCACCGAUCCUGUGCGCAUUGUCCAGGGCGAUCUGAACGAGGCCAAUCAGGACAUUACCCAGCACGUAUUUGUCUUUCCCAAUCCCCUGCAGAAGUGGAAUUGGCUGCUCUGUCAUCUCGUCAAAUUCCUUUCUGAAGGAAGUGUUCUGAUCUUCGUUACCAAGAAGGCCGAUGCCGAAACUGUGGCCAACAAUUUGCUACUCAAGGAGCACAACUGCCUGCUCCUGCACGGAGAUAUGGAUCAGGCGGAUCGUAACAAAGUCAUCACACAGUUCAAGCGCAAGGAGUGCGACAUUUUGGUCGCCACUGAUGUCGCUGCACGCGGCCUCGACAUCCCCCACAUACGUAACGUCGUUAAUUACGAUAUAGCCCGAGAUAUCGACACCCAUACCCAUCGGAUAGGACGCACGGGUCGUGCCGGCGAGAAGGGCAAUGCCUAUACAUUGGUUACCGAUAAGGACAAGGAGUUUGUCGGCCAUUUGGUGCGUAAUCUGGAGGGUGCCGAUCAGGAAGUGCCCGGCGAUCUCAUGGACCUGGCCCUGAAAAGCUCCUGGUUCCGCAGUUCGCGCUUCAAGCAGGGAAAGAGCAAGAAGCCGGCCAACAACUUCAUGGGCCUGGGCUAUCGUGAGCGUGGCGGAAGUGGCGGCGGCAGCCACUCCUCCUCUUCCAGUGGCGGCAGUGGCGCUGUCGCAAAGGCGGCCUUCGAAGCCAGCACAGCGGCCGCUAAUGCCGGCCCAGCCACAGAUCGUUAUGCAGCCAUGCGGGAAGCCUUUCGUUCACAGUACACUUCCCAGUUUCGUGCCUCCAGUGAUCGCACCUGGGAACAAACCGUGCCCCAGUCUGGUGUUUUUGCAGCCCCGCCACCACCUCCACCACCAGCGAGCUCCACUGCCCCAACCGCCGCUUCAGUUUCAGCUUCGAAUGCCGCAGCGGAUGCCAAGCGGGCCAAGAAGAGUCGUUGGAAUUAACCCAGAAAUGUAGAGAACUCUAAUCAUAAUCACCAUCAGCCCUAACCUGAUCGGAUCAUUAUCCCUCCUCAUCGGUUACUUUUCAUAUAAUUUAAUGUGUAUUUGCUUUUGUUUUAUCAUCAUUAAAAUUACAACUUAUGCGCUAUCUUUAAACUUAAAUAUAUAUUCAUUAUAUAUAUAUAUUAUGUUAAAUUAAAGUAAACACUCGUAUGUACACUCGUCUCUUGCUUUUUCAUCUUCUUCUGCUAAUUCGCCCACGACCGAUUUUAAUAAAAAUUUCAUUAACUGUAAUU